AUGCGUCGGGCAAAUGUGACCCGCAACUUGCAUUGCCCUGAUGUAUUGGUACAGGCCGUUGUUCGUCAUACUCGAUCAAUGCACCACAAUGGCUACAUUCACUCCGCCGGUUCGGAAGCAGCCCGUGCAGCUAUCGCUCAGCGUUUUGGAUAUCACAGUGCCCCAUUGACAGCAGAUGACAUUAUUAUCGCUAGUGGAUGCUCUGGUGCCAUUGAAAUUGCUCUGCAGGGUUUCCUAAACCCCGGUGACAAUAUUCUUCUCCCAAAACCGGGCUUUCCCUUGUACCAAGCACUUUGUGAAGCGCACAAGAUUGAAUGCAGAUUCUACAAUCUCAUGCCGGAAAAAAAUUGGGAGGCUGAUCUGGAGCACAUGCAGUCCUUGGUUGAGGACAAUACAAAGGCUAUUUUGGUCAACAACCCAUCUAAUCCAUGCGGCAGUGUCUAUUCAAAGACUCACUUGGAGAAAAUUCUUGGUUUGGCGGAGCUGAACAAGAUUCCCGUCAUCGCGGAUGAAAUUUAUGGCGAUAAGGAAUUCGGAAGCAACGCGUUUUAUGCCAUGGCGACAUUGACAAAGACGGUGCCUGUAGUGGCUGUGGGUGGCUUGGCGAAGCAAUUCUUGAUACCUGGCUGGAGGGUAGGUUGGGUCAUGGUGCACGACCGCAAUAAUGUCCUGAAAGACGUGCGCACUGCGUAUUUCAAGUUGUCACAAAAUAUUCUUGGAGCGAACUCGCUUGUCCAGAGUAUAAUUUCGGACGUGCUUACGCCGGUUUCGGGAAGUCCUGAAGAGCAAUCAUUGAAUACCGGGACUGGAGGUGGUGGUUCCUCAGGGUGCGAUGUAGCUAUGGUAAAAAUUAGAACCGACAUCCUAGCCACGAUCAAGGAUGACUUGGACCUUACACAAAAGCUGCUGGAGGAAGAAUCUGUCUUCGUGUUGCCUGGACAGUGUUUUGGGAUGGCCAACUACUUCCGUAUCGUGUUUUCAGCACCACACGAGGUACUUGCUGACGCCUUCAUUCGCCUUGCCGAGUUCUGUUAUCGUCAUCAAUGA
Peronospora belbahrii is the source of this 1047-nucleotide messenger RNA. The record is from the annotation of a GenBank genome assembly. NCBI's taxonomy places the organism in Eukaryota, Oomycota, Peronosporomycetes, Peronosporales, Peronosporaceae.